GCUUAUUUCUGCGGUACCGGCACUGUGAAUUUGAAAAUUUCUUAAUUCUUUUCUCCUAGUGGUAGCCGGUAACAAGAGCUUUUAAAUACCUGCGUUGUUUUUCGACUCAGCGAAACACGUUGGAUAACGUGUUGCCAGUUUUUGUCAAAAUGGCCAGAAUCCCGGUUGCCUUGAUUUGCCCGUUCCUGAUUGUCCUCGUGUUCGUCGCUCAACAAUGCUCAGCCAACUCCGGCGAGUACACCAACGUCAGAGCUGUCAGGAGGAUGUCCAAGGGAUGCGCUUUGUGGGGCCAGGCCUGUCUGGGAGGUCACUUCAAGAAGCGCUCCAAUAUCAACAGCCCUGAUAUCCAGGACGUCUUCUACCCAUGGAGAAACUCCCAGUUGAACACUCCACCAUUGUUCGACGACACGGAAACCGGGGCCGCUGGCGAUAUCUACAACAACAAUCCGCUUAAUAAUUAUCCGUGGAAUGCCUAUCGCUUUCGACGCUCGAUCCGCGUUUAAUGGACAGUGUGCAGUUCGUUUCCGGUUGUGUGUUCAUCAUAUGGUCACAAUCAUAUUCAUCUUGCAUAUAUAUGCAUGUGUGCUUGGCGGGCCGGGGAUAAAUAAGCAAUUUAAAGGUCAUGCACCGUUUACAUCGCUGGGAUAGUUCUCCUCAGUGCAGCACAUAGCACCUCGCAAUGCAAUAUUUAUAUACCGCCUGUCAUUUGAUUCAGUUUACGCACCAUACAGAGCCGUCGUUUCUUUUUCAUUCCCAUGUGCACAUUAAUAUAAUGAUUUGUUAUUUUGGGCUAUAUAGUUAAACAGAUUCGCUAUAAACGUCCGCCAUAUAUAUUGCAUGCAAAAUAUCUAUGCAGUCAAAGUUCUCUUGUUAGUUGUUAAAAAUUUUAAUAACUAGCGCUGUUACUACCAUAACGGUUAUUUAAAUGCUAAGCAUUCACUUGCACAAGGACGUUGCGCUGGCGAUGGGUUUAUUUGCUGCACCAUGUUAACGUACGAGUAAUUAAAGUUCGCAUCCGCUUGUAAAAUAUAGACAAAA
Molecule: messenger RNA, 1038 nt
Organism: Paramacrobiotus metropolitanus
Lineage: Eukaryota; Metazoa; Tardigrada; Eutardigrada; Parachela; Macrobiotidae
Exons: 3
Coding region: 150-503 (117 amino acids)
Source: RefSeq, a predicted model, not a curated record